AUGACGUUUGAACUACAUUUCUUCUUCUUCUUCGUUGUUAUAUAUUUAGGGGCUGCCCAGCGUCAAAAUUAUUCCCUUUCAAGGAAUGCAUCUUGUAAAACUGGAGCAGAUUUGGUCCGGGCGCUUGCGGACCCCGCGAUCGAGGCAGCAUACCUUGAAAGAGAUAUAUCUUUAACUGAGGAUGAUUGGGCGGGGCACAACUCGGGCUUGAUCCUGGAGCGAAGUUUUACCCUUGCGUCCCCAGCAUCUCGUCCAGUUAUAUUGAAUCUGGGCUUCUUGCGCAGUAAGCUACGCGUCAGCGCCAACCGAACGUUGACGUUUCAGAACCUGGUGCUCGUACAUUUUCGAUCGGGGUCCAGCUUCCAGGCCCCUGGCCUGGACUUGCUCUCGUCGCUGCCAUCUGGGGAGCAAGCCUUCCUGCACUUUAAGGAUGGCUACCUGCUGAGCCCGUUUUGUUUUCCUAUCUCUGUUGCAAGGGAAGCAUUAGCCACGGUCAAGCGACCGCUACAGUACGGCGGUGAGAACGUCGUGCAGUUGCCCGGACCGCUGCCAUUGCCGCCCUCCAAAUGUUCAAACGACACCGAAGCAUACAUGCUUGAGCGCUGCUUCGUCUACACGGGCUUGUACGUCGAUUUUGCCUUCUACGGCGCUGAUGUACAGCAGCCGGGUGACAUAUCGAAACCCAGCGGCUACUUGAUCCGCUUUCAGAAUUUCAGCUAUCUUUGCCCUUGGGUACUAGCUGAUGACUGCAUUUUAAAAUACAACCCCCUGGGAUGCGUUCGGUACACUCUAUUUGCGCAAGCCAAUGCCUCAGCGAAUCGCAGUGUCAGCGGCAGCGGUGGCGUGAGGCGCAAGCAAGUGACCAUUUCGCUGACCUGUACCCUGGGAGGGGCAACUGUGCUUAUUAUGGCGCUGGCAGUGGGUUUCCUGGUUAGGAAACGUGCACGGCAGCAGCGGGAGCAGGAGCAGCAGCGGCAGCAGGGCAUACUAGCAGGGAGCGCGCUGCCGCAGGACCGAAGCUGCUGCGCUGCCAUGAGUUUGCCCGCCGUGAAUGGGGUGGUUCGCGGAGCAGCCGAGGAAAAGGGCGCGAGCGAUUUCGAGGACAGUGGCAGGGGUUCACGGGCAACGAGUCCUCAGCAUGUCGGCAGCAGCAAUAACAAACCUAGCGACACGGCUACCGCAGUAGCAGGUGCCGUCGGCAUCGCCACCGACGCCACCGACGCCGCUGAUGACCGUCGAGGAUUACCAGCAGCCCUGGCCCCCUCGGCUACAGCAGUGGCGACGGCGGCAGCGGUGGCGGCGCCGCUUACGGGCGACGAAGGUGGUCUUGCCACAGGGGAUUUAGCUGGGGAAGCCGCUGACUUAACGGCACCUUAUGCAGUGGAGUUGAAGCCCCGGGUCCUGGGGAAAGGCGCGACGGGGCGUGUGUACGAGGGAACGUACCGAGGGCGCCCCGUAGCAGUCAAGGUGGUGCUGGGCGGCGGCGGCGGCGGCGGCGGCAAUGGCAUGAACAUCAACGCGGCGGCGGCGGCGCGGCGACCGCGACAGCGCCAACGGACUACGGCGCAAGCGCAAGUGGGAGUUUCUAUGGUGUCGUGUGGGACUUCAGCAUCGUCAGCCGCCCGGUCAAACAGCUGUCUGUCUGCGUUCAGAUUCCUCAGCUUUCCCUCCCAACUGCAAGGACGGGUCCCGACCGAAGCUCUCCCUGUAGACGUACAGCCUGGGGCCGCGGCUGAUACACGACCAGAUAAUGUGCAACAACAACAGAACCAACAACAACAGAACCAACGACAGCAACAACAGCAGGAUACAAACACAUCAUGCGUUAAAGUGAUCCUUAACCUGGAGGACCUUGCCGGGUCGAGGGUAACCAUGCCAGCAGCGCUGGAGAGCUUUCCAGGUUUUGCGCCCACUAACGCGGCCGCGUCGUCGUCGUUGCCACCUGCAGUGGCGUUGCUGAUGGAAACUUCCCUGGAGCACCUCAUCUACGGUUCCGGAGCCCGGACACUCAUUCCGCUGGCCAAGGUUCUUCACAUCGCAGCGGAGGUGUGUUCCGGUCUCGAGUACCUGCACCCCACCGUCACACACCGGGAUUUAAAGCCCGCCAACGUGCUGCUCAAUAACGCGUACUCGGCCACCCCGGAGGUCAAAUUGAUUUUGGACUCGCGCGCAUUCAAGCUAUUACACAGCCCACCCAGCAUCCUGGGGCGGGCACGAGUGUUACGACCUGGACAACAAGCUCAUCACACAUCAUGUGGACAUGUACUCGCUGGGGGUGCUGUUGUGGGUAAUGUUGACUGGGCAGCGGCCUUGGAACGUAGGUAUGGGUUGGGGGGUGGAUUACGUUGCGGGUUGGCGGGAUAUCCCAUUGUGGCGGUCGGCUACAAGGUGACUGUUUUGAAGGAGAGACUUCCCCUGGAGCAGCUGAGCAAUCGCCGUUGUCCGCCCAAGCUCAAGCAGCUAGUGCGCCGGUGCUGGGAGGAGGACCCACGGAGGCGACCCGCCGCGGCGGAAGCGGCCAAAGAGCUUAGGGCGUUGAGGCAGCAGGUGCUUGGGGGCGGCAGCUCCGGAAGCAUGCUGGGAAGGAGCAUCCUGGAUGGAUUCCCAUGGCUGCGGCGAUCACUUCCCCACGCGAUAAACAGCCCCCAGCGUGUACUGGCUUCUUACAGACCUGGUGCUAUCGGGGUCCCCGCACAGCCCGCGCCUCACUGGGGAGACGUCUGCGCCUCUGUCGACCCCUGCCUGAUGCCGGGGACGGUGACGUUGGGGGCAUUUGAAGGCCGUACGAGAGGCAGUACGCAGGCGAACGCGACACCGCAGGUAGCUGCUCAGCCGCUGCUGGCCGGCAACCAUCAGGGCGGCUUCGUUAGCGGCGGACCACUGGGGAUAACCUCCGACUUAACUGCCGCUUUUGGGGCUCCGAGUGUUCCUUAUCCUUGGGCUGUUGCUGUUGCGGAGCCGGCAGUUGCAGGAGUGGAUGUGGAGGCGGCGAUGGUGGAGGGCCUCUCAGCGGGCCGGCAGCUGUCCCAACAACAACAGCAGCAGCAGCAGCAGCAGCCGUGGGGGAGGCAGCCAGAAGUGGAGGCUGCGGGUUCGGAAAGCAAUUCGGAAUCGCUGUCCGAGGAAACCUUAAAAACCUUGAUGAAAGGAAUCGAGCUGGAAAUGGACUGA
Messenger RNA from Volvox carteri f. nagariensis, 3171 nucleotides. RefSeq lists its product as uncharacterized. The transcript has 16 exons. Gene Ontology annotation, biological process: protein phosphorylation. Gene Ontology annotation, molecular function: protein kinase activity; ATP binding. The coding region runs from base 1 to 3171 and encodes 1056 amino acids. Lineage: Eukaryota; Viridiplantae; Chlorophyta; Chlorophyceae; Chlamydomonadales; Volvocaceae. The record is from RefSeq and is a predicted model, not a curated record.